Molecule: messenger RNA, 2317 nt
Organism: Paramecium sonneborni
Lineage: Eukaryota; Ciliophora; Oligohymenophorea; Peniculida; Parameciidae
Source: the annotation of a GenBank genome assembly
AUGGGAGUUUGCGGUAGUUCAGAAGCUAUUUGGGGUCCUGCUGCAAAAGCAGAAUAUAAACCUUUUGUCUUCGAUACAAAAAUUGUUCCGGAUUAAUAACCUUAAACUAUUUCAAAAUAAACUAAUACUGUUGCUGAUCGAAUUGUUCGCUAGCACACUAAUGCUAAUUAAAUAAAGACCGAUUAUGAUUACGCUCUUGAAGAAAUGUUUAUAUAAAAUAUUAAAUUAUAUUAGGUAAUAAAAAUAAGUAGCAGUAUUCGAGGAUCAAAAAUUUCCAGCAAAUCGUGAAAGUCUAUCGUCAGAUCCUAAUUUUAAGAAGGAAAAAGAUAUAGUUUGGAAAAGACCUGAUUAAUUUUUAUAGCCAGGUUCAAUUAAACUGUUUGAUGUAUAUCUAUAAAGAUGUAAUAUAUAGACAAUCGAUCCAAUGGAUAUUAAAUAGGGUGAACUUGGAAAUUGUUAUUUUUUAAGUUCAUUAUCAGCUUUGGCUGAAGUAUCAUAAUAAAUAGAGAAGCUAUUCAGACAUUAAGAAUAUUAAGAAAAAGGUAAGAAUAAUUUCUAAAAAUUAAGGGCUUUAUGGAAUUUUUUUGUGUAAAAAUGGAAUAUUGUAAGAAAUCAUAAUAGAUGAUUACAUUCCUUGUAAUAAAUAAGGCGGCCCAAUAUUUUCAAAGGCAAACGGAAAUGAACUAUGGGUGCUCCUAUUGGAAAAAGCUUAUGCCAAGAUAUAUGGAUCUUAUCAUAAAAUAGAUUCUGGUUUAGCAAGCUGUGCAUUGAAAGAUUUAACUGGGGCUCCGAGUGAAUAUUUUAUCAGAAAAGCUGAAACAUUAAAAGAUGCUGAUUUAUGUUGGGAUUUCAUGGAGAAAAAUGAUAAAUAAAAAUAUAUACUAACAGCAUCAUCAGAAACAAAUGUAAAUGGAUUAGAAUUAGAUAAUGGAGGUGGAAUAGUAUCUCAACAUUGUUAUGCAAUUUUAGAUUUAUAAAGUGUAAUUGGUAGCGAUGGAUAGCCAGAUAGAAUAAUAAAGAUGAGAAAUGUAUAAAAUUCAUAGUAAAUUUGAAUAGCCUUGGGGUAGAAAAGAAUGGACAUAAGAUUGGAGUGAUAAUUCUACUAAAUGGACACCUGAAUUGAGAUAGAGAUUAUAAGUUCAGUAAAAAGAUGAUGGAUUAUUUUGGAUGAGUGUUAAAGAUUUUAUAACUGAGUUUAGUUAGGUAUGUGUGUGCAAAUUUAAACCGGAUUAUUUAUAUACAGCAACACAACUUUAAGUAGAGAAGUAAGACAUAGUGACCAAAAAAGUUAUUUUGAUGAGAGUUUAUGAAAAAUCUCAUGCAUUUAUCUCAUUGACUCAAUCAGAUAAGAGAUUUUUUUAAAAAGGCCAUCAUUAUUCAUUAGCUAGAUUGAUUAUUGGAGAGUUAGACAAUAAUACAAAAGAAGUAUUAUAUUAUUCAGGUUCAGCUUUUGAUAAUGAAAGGGAUAUUAUAGUUGAAAAAGUAUUUGAACCUGGUUUUUAUUCAUUGUAUGUAGAAGUAGAUUGGGAAUAGAAUUAUGAUCGAUAUUUAGCAGUUUCCUGUUAUGGUUCUAAAUCAGUUUAAUUUUCUGAAUUAUAAUUUACUGCUGGUUAAGAAAAAUAAACCAUUAAUAAAAUUUUUGAUGGAUUUUUAAGAGCACAUGAGAGAGACACUGAUGAAGAGAAAGUUAAAGAUUUUGAAAUUGGUAUAAGAAGAAUUUCUGGUGUUGUUGCAGGCUAUCUUUAUUAUUGGUAUUAAAAUUCAACGAUUAACAAAACCUUAAAGGAAGUUCUUAAUUUAGAUAAAAUAUAAAAUUUAGAAAUAUGCCCUCCAUAUUCAAAUCCAUCAAAAGUUGAAAUUGAGUGUAAGCCUCUCUCAACUGUUAUGGUUAAAUUCAGAGUAACUAAAAAUGGGGGAGGUUCUUUUGGAUAUACUCUAAAAUGUCAAACUCAAGUAAUUGAGGCCAAAUCUGAAUAAGAUAUCAUUAAAUAAAUUCUUUAAAAGCCAGAUUAAAAGGUUUAAAGAAAUAUAUAAGGAAAUGUAUAAAAUAUUUUAAAUUAUAAAGAAUGUACAAGUUUACUUUUAUCUUGCAAAGUUUCCUGCAGGGAUUGCUCUCUUUUAUGAAAAUAAAGAAUCUAAAACAUAUUAAGAAACAAUUUAAUUUGAAGUCACUAAUUUGAAAGGAGUUGGAAUAGAUAUUUCUAAAGAAGUAGUUUUAGAAAUACCUUCAGGUCAAUCAAAAUUAAUUUAAAUGCAUUCAAUUGAUCCAACUAAAGGAUAUUCAUACAAUCAAAAGAUUGCCUUUACAUUAAAAUGA